AUGAGUGAGACUAACGGUAUUGCCGGGAGCAAGUCUCUGUCCGGCUUGAAGGUUCUGAUCUUCGGUGCUGGCUUCGGUGGACUGGCCUCGGCUAUUGAAUUGCAGGUACGAGGCGCCACGGUCAAGGUGCUCGAGUUGUCUCCGGACAUGAGAAAGCAAGGUGAGUUGAGAUGCAUAACAACGUAUCUAUCGUGCGAUGUCAUCAUGAUGGGCCCCAACGCGACCAUGAUCAUGAAGAAGUGGGGACAGUGCCUGCCGGAGCUCCUGAAGGGCGCCGCCCAGCCCCGACACAUGGUGAUCGCUAACAAGGAAGGCAAGGUGUACCUGCGUCAGGAGCUGGAACUGCACUUUGACGGCAACCCGGGCUGCUACACCAGCCGCGGCCGGACGCAGCAGAUCAUGUACGACCACGCCAAAUCGCUAGGGGUCGAGGUCGUCUUCGACGCCCGCGUCACGGACGUCACUGAGACCGAGGAGUCGGCCACCGUCACGACGGCGGACGGCCAGACCUACACUGGCGACGUGGUCAUCGCGGCCGACGGCGUCCACAGCAAAGCCCGCGCCGUCGUGGUCGGCGUCAAGGACCGGCCCAAGAAGAGUGGAUUUGCCGUCUACCGGUCGUGGUUCGACUUUGCGGCCUUGCGACAGAAUCCCAAGACCAAGUUCCUGGCGGACUCGGAGGAGGCACUGUUCCAGAUGUGGAUCGAUCAGGACAAACACGCCAUCAUCACCACGAACCCUAAUUUGCAGAAAGCCACUUGCUUUGUAACUCACAAGGACACAGCCGACAUUAAGGAGGACUGGAAUUUGCCCGGAGACGCUGCAGAUAUGCUGGCCAUGGUGGAAGGUUGGGACUCUUUGCUCACCGAGGUGAUCAAGCAGGUGCCUCGAGAUUGUCUGAUUGACUACAAGCUCCUCUGGCGAGACCCUGUGCGUAAAUGGGUCUCGGACCACGGUCGCGUUGCCCUGGUCGGCGACGCCGCGCAUCCUCACCUGUCGACGUCCGGCACGGGCGGUGCCCAGGCCAUUGAAGAUGCGGCCACGAUCGCGGCACUGCUUGAGAAGCUGGGCAAAGGCAAGGCUGCACUUGCGUUAAGAGCGUAUGAGAAAUUAAGAUAUGAACGGACCAGCCUGACGCAACGGAUGGGAUUCGAAACGCGACACGUGUGGUACCAGACGGAUUGGGAGGCGGUGUCCAAGAACCCCGAAGUGUUGAAAUUUCCUCAGCCGGCCUGGCUGAAUGGUAUAGAUGCGGGCGACUAUGCGACCCGGAGGUGCGAAGAGGUCGUUGCACACCUAGAGGGUGGUGCUCCGUUCGCCUCGACCAACAUCCCAGAUGGCUUCGUACAUGAAGACUGGACGAUUGAGGAAAUGCUUGCCCAUGAAGGCAAAAAGGGCGAUUUCUACAAGACCAGGUAG
Exophiala viscosa is the source of this 1419-nucleotide messenger RNA. RefSeq lists its product as uncharacterized. The transcript has 4 exons. Gene Ontology annotation, molecular function: FAD binding; monooxygenase activity. The record is from RefSeq and is a predicted model, not a curated record. Lineage: Eukaryota; Fungi; Ascomycota; Eurotiomycetes; Chaetothyriales; Herpotrichiellaceae. Bases 1 to 1419 code for a protein of 472 amino acids.